CUUGGGAAACGAGUGGAAAGGCGAAAUUGAUAGAGAAAGAGAUGGAAUUGGGAGCAGCAAAGAAGAGAUGCAGAGAUGUAAUAGAGAGAAUAGAGAGAUUGCCAUCUUCCACCAAAAUCACCCCUUCUUGCAAACGCACCCUCCUCAAGUUGGCUCACUCCGAACUCUCUUUCCUCUCCCGCUCCACCUCCUCUACUCCCCUCAGCGUGAAUAUCGGGCACAUUGAAACAGUUGUUCACAUCCUCCACCACCCUCUCAUCACUGGGGUCUCUCGCGUUUGCAAGCCUAUUCCAAUGUGUCACAAAACUAGUUCACAAAAUGGGCAUGUCGAUAUAGUCUGCACCCUCAAUAGGAACCCAGUCUGGAUUAUCGUAUCUGAUAGAAACCCAAACUACAUUACUUGGAAUGAACCCCAAACAAACAAGACCAAAGGCUUGCAAUGCCGAGUUCAGCAGCUCACUGCCGCCGCCGCCUCUGCUGUAGCGCUCAGACCCUCCUCAGUUAUUCUCUUCUUCUCACACGGACUCAGCAGCUUCUUGUCUGAUAAACUGAAACAUGAAUUUGAGGCCACCCAGGUUCAGUUGUGUCAUCCUGGUUUUCGUUUCGAUCUCGUCGAGGAAGAGGGAGAUUGGAUUGAUGUACUAGUUGCAAGAACUUAUCAGGAGGCGGCUGUGUUUGAGAUCAAAGUGGGGGAUGUAAAAGAUGAUGAUGUUUUAAGUUCAGUAUCUGAUGUUAAGGUCUCCCCUAUGGCUGCCAACUGGGAUUUGCUAGAGGACACCACACUGCUCUUUCCGGGGUUUUAUUCUGCGGUUUCGAAGAUGCAGCUGUUCUCUUUUGAUGUAGAGAACAUGGAAACAGCGAAACGGGGUGAGUGUGAUGUUGUGAACUUUGAUACAACAGCUUUGAUUGCGCUUGUUUCGGCUAUUAGUAAUGGAGGUACAGAGAAACUUUUGGCUACUCCAGAGAGCGAAUUGAGGCAGCGGUUUAAGGGGAACUAUGAGUUUGUGAUUGGACAGGUGAUGUCUGAGAUACAGAAUCCAAUUCUUGUUAAACUUGGUAGUGCCAUAUCUGGAAAGCGAGGCAUUACAUGUGAAACCGUUCAUUCGGAGUUCAAGGAAUUAGUGUCAAUGUAUGGAGGGCCUAAUGAGAAGUUGAGAGCUAGUCACCUCCUAAAAUAUCUCAGAGUUGUUCCUGAUAGUCCGUCUAAACGCAUGAUGAGCCUUCCGACCACUCGAAAACUGGCUUUGAAGUGUAAGAUUGUUUUUGGUACUGGUGAUUACUGGUGUGCUCCAACUGCAACAGCUAAUAUGGCAUUUGUGAGAGCGGUUUCACAAGCUGGGAUGUCCUUGUGUACCAUUGAGCACAGACCACGGGCUUUAACUGGUGAUUAGUUCUAUGAUGUCAGAUUAAAAACUGAAACAUACUGAAGAUAGUAAUGGCAGGUUAGGCUACUCCACUUUACAAUUUAAGAGCGUUGGGUCUGUA
Molecule: messenger RNA, 1485 nt
Organism: Fragaria vesca subsp. vesca
Lineage: Eukaryota; Viridiplantae; Streptophyta; Magnoliopsida; Rosales; Rosaceae
Exons: 4
Coding region: 42-1391 (449 amino acids)
Source: RefSeq, a predicted model, not a curated record